This is a messenger RNA of Fukomys damarensis (Damara mole-rat), 3049 nucleotides long. It is a transcript of the gene Armc1, whose product is annotated as armadillo repeat containing 1. The record is from RefSeq and is a predicted model, not a curated record. The coding region runs from base 256 to 1104 and encodes 282 amino acids. The transcript has 7 exons. NCBI's taxonomy places the organism in Eukaryota, Metazoa, Chordata, Mammalia, Rodentia, Bathyergidae. Gene Ontology annotation, molecular function: metal ion binding; protein binding.
UGACAGAGGUGAAAGGAUCCCUAUGAUAGAGUCUGCGGAGCCUUCCCCGCCAGCGCCUUCUCUUUCUGGCUUCUUCGGUGGGUCUGGUUGUUUGUGAUUACUCAGGCCCCAGCUGAGAACCGAGGGACUUUCUUCGCGCUGUCUGGAUCUCCUUACCUUAUCUGUAGAUGUGUCCCUGAUGGUACGGCAGGCUCUGGACUCCUAAACCUCUGGAACGAAUUUAAGAAGAUUUUAUUCAUGUGUAUGACGUAGAAGAUGAAUUCUUCCUCCUCCACCAUGAAUGAAGAGCCUGAUGCUCUGUCAGUAGUUAACCAACUGCGGGAUCUAGCAGCAGAUCCGUUAAAUAGAAGAGCCAUUGUCCAGGAUCAAGGAUGUCUGCCUGGCCUUAUUUUAUUUAUGGACCAUCCCAACCCUUCUGUUGUCCACUCAGCUUUGCUUGCUCUUCGCUACUUGGCAGAAUGUCGUGCUAACAGAGAAAAGAUGAAAGGCGAAUUGGGUAUGAUGUUAAGCUUGCAAAAUGUUAUACAAAAGACUACAACUCCAGGAGAAACAAAACUUCUGGCCUCUGAAGUCUAUGACAUUCUUCAGUCUUCCAGUAUGGCAGAUGGUGAUAGUUUUAAUGAAAUGAAUUCACGUCGGAGGAAAGCUCAGUUUUUUCUAGGAACUACAAACAAACGUGCCAAAACAGUGGUUUUGCACAUAGACGGUCUUGAUGAUACGUCUCGGAGAAAUCUAUGUGAAGAGGCCUUGUUAAAAAUCAAAGGUGUUAUUAGUUUUACUUUUCAAAUGGCUGUUCAAAGAUGUGUGGUACGAAUCCGUUCAGAUUUGAAAGCAGAGGCACUGGCAUCAGCAAUAGCAUCAACCAAGGUCAUGAAAGCUCAGCAAGUUGUAAAAAGUGAAAGUGGAGAAGAGAUGCUGGUCCCAUUCCAAGAUACUCCUGUGGAAAUAGAAGAGAACACAGAGCUGCCUGACUACUUGCCUGAGGAUGAGAGUCCCACAAAGGAGCAGGACAAAGCAGUGUCCCGGGUUGGCUCCCAUCCCGAAGGUGGAGCUAGCUGGCUGAGCACAGCUGCAAACUUUUUAUCCAGAUCAUUUUACUGGUGACUUCAUCUUCAGUUUGGGGCUCAAGGAUUGUGUGAACCAACAACGGGCCAGUUUUCCAUUGUUGUGAUGAACUGUCAAGUGCAAUUUGCAAUAAGUUAUCAUGAAAAGUUUUUAGAUUACAUGAUUGUGUAUGCUGCAUUUUACAUUUUCUGGACAUUUUACUGAGUGGUAAAAAAAACAGAGGCUACAGGUGGAAUAUAUUGGCUUGGGAAAGUAUUUUGGUUUUGUUUUCCUUUAAUUGCCUCACUUUUUUUUUUUUUUUUUAAACAUGGGUCCACUGUUAACCAAACAUGUAUUGCAGCUUUACAUUUUAUUUUAUAUGAAGCACGUGAUUAGGAAAACUUUUCUCCUCAAGCCUCAGGAUCUAUCGGAAGAAAAGUUUUUUGUAAUUCAAGUUGUGCAUGAAUUUCUGAACAUUUUUCUCUGCUUUUCUUUUUGAACAGUACAUGCUUUGGUACUCUUCAGUGAUUGUUGGAAGCAUUUCUGAUUUCCUCCCCUUCUGUGCCUUUUGUUUGCCAACCAUGUUUAUAGAAAGGACAUUACUAAUGAGAGUUUGCAAAUUGAAAUUUAUCCACUCUAACAUAGUAGUUAUCUAAAAAUACAACCGAAAAGCUUUGUAAUAUUGUUAUUUUACUAAGAAUAAUGCAAAAAUGAGUCAGAAAAAGGAAACACGUAUAGUAGUAAAGUGCUUUUGGACCUAUUGGAUAUGACCAAAUGUGGUUCUAAUUGUUUACUGUUCACCGUUGAUGUCAGCUCAUGAGAUUAAGUCCACCAUGAUAUUGUGAGUAAUUAAAAGUGGUCUCGGCCUUACAUGGAGAUUACAGAACAUACCCUGGUAAGGAAAAAAAAAAAAAAUUGGUAGUUAAGAACUGACAAACCUGAAAGAAGAAAAACAAAAAUUGAAUGCCUAUAAUGCCAUAGUGCCACUCUGGUAGCAUCUAACUUUAAAAUAUGAAUUGCCUGGCUGAUGCCUACUUAAUAGGUAUUUCCUUAUAUUGCCUUUGUGAACUUAUAAAAAUGCUGCAGUUAUAUUGGAGGGGAAAAAAAGGACCCAAAUUGCUUAUAAAGAAAUAAAACCAGAAUUGGUUACAUCAGUUUCUCGUGUCCAGCCAGAAAAAAGAACUCAGUGAAGAUUAAAACACACACACACAAACACACACACACACACAUGGUGUUUUGGAGUAGGUAAGAACUAAGUACAUCUAUGUAAUACGUCAUUAAAACUCUAAAAUACUUGGCAAUUAAGAUUUUGUUUUGGAAGUCCAGCUAUAUCCAGAAAUGUUUUAAUGUUAACAUAAUUAAAAAUUAAUAGAAAUUUAAGUUCAUUUUCAUCACCAUGUAGAGCUGCUAUUUUACUACUUGGAGAAUGUGAAACAAAAGUUGGACCCUGGAGGGUUUUCUUAUGUUUUCAUCACUUCUCUUUUAGAGAAAAUUAAAAAUCUCCAGUGUUACUGGAGAAAAGUAAUUGUAAAAUACUACCACCAAAAAGUGUUAAGUUCCCUGACAUUGGGAUCUUCUGGAGGGAGAGGGGAAGGUAUUGAGGGUAUUAAGAACAAUAGUUUUUCAUGUGUCUGGUCUCUGAUUCAAGUAAUACGCACAAACAAAAUAUAAGCUUUCAGGGCACAUACUGCUUUACAUGCAUACUACUAACUUGCUGCCAGAACCAGAUGUGUUGGGGAAAAAAAAACCACCUCCUUUCUAUAGCCAUUAAAGCAAAGUUUACUUUCUGUUUAACAAAUUAUUUUAUUUUACAUUGCCGCACAUCUGCUUAUUUAAUAAACUACAUCCCAUUGGUAGUAAUGGUUCAGUACAAGUAGGCAUCUCAGCUUGAUGUUUGUGUGUUUCAAGUGUUCUUUUAUUCCAGGUCUUAUAGAGCAGUUAAGGCAACUGUAAUGACAUUUGCUUUGAAAUAUGUUGUAAAAUAAUAAAAGAUAAACAUAAUUAA